Messenger RNA from Ilex paraguariensis (yerba mate), 846 nucleotides. The record is from the annotation of a GenBank genome assembly. NCBI's taxonomy places the organism in Eukaryota, Viridiplantae, Streptophyta, Magnoliopsida, Aquifoliales, Aquifoliaceae.
AUGGGGCUUGGGAGACCCUCCAUCUGUGAGAGAAAAAGGAGUAACAAUGCUCGCAAGAAAAGCUAUUUGGAGAAGAAGAAGCCAAGGAAGAAUGGAGGUUACACAUGUUCUCAAUCCGGUUUUGAACCAGGAAAAAGUAGACCACCUUAUAAUGACGGGGUUUCAUUUAAUCCACCAGCUUUUCACCCACCAGUCCAUUCACCUGGCAUGCCCCUACAUGUUAACUUUCAUAAUCAGGAUUUCAAUCCACAUUGGUCUUUAGUUAAUCCUACCUCCAAUUUUGCUACCAUGCUUCAACGUAAUGAUCAAAUGUUACAUCUAUCUCAGGACACUCUGUCGAAUACCUUCCUCCUUCCUCUCCCUUCCCCAGCUCCUCGAGUUCUAUGGUCAAUACUCCUUGAUGAUACUUCGUCUUUCAGAGGGGAACAAACUGCUGGUCCAAACAACAACUCUAUCAGGGGACUAAAUGUGAUUGACCAAGUCAAGUCUAAGGUGGAGAAUGUGUGCCUGCUUGGAGGGCCGAGUUGGGAUGUGAAACUUGGAAGAAGGGAUUCGAGAAAAGCUAGCUUUCUGGUGCCAAUGGUGGCCAAAUUCCUCGUCCCACUUCUACCCUUAACAACCUCAUCAACAGGUUCCAAGCAAAAGGUCUCUCCACCAAUGAUAUGCAGUGGCUGCUUCGUUCAUGUUGCUAUUGAUGGCGCUGGCAGCAACUAUAAGAGAUGGAAAAUAAGAGAGAAGAGAGAUAGGGAGAGGAAAGAGAAGUUGCAUUUACGUUGGAGAAAGGAGACUGGGAUAAGGGAGAGAAGAGAGAUAUCAGGAGACAAAAACACUAAGAAAAGAGCUUAG